AUGGCUACUUCUAAUGCUGGUUCAUAUUCUUGUCGUAAGCGAGCACUUAUCAUCGGCAAUAAUAACUACAGUCGAUUAGAGAGUAAACUUCGUCACUGCAUCAAUGAUGCUCAUGAUCUUAGUGAAUUACUCAAGACAAUUAGUUUCACAGUAACAACAUGUCACGAUCUGACUAAUGAAGAAACAGUUGCAGUCAUUCGCGAUUUUAGAAAUACGAUUGUUGAUGGUGACUUAGUCAUGGUCUACUUUUCUGGUCAUGGCUACCAAGUCAAUGGUAGAAACUAUUUGAUGCCCAUCGAUGAUGAUAAAAUUGAAACUGACGAAGAUGUGGAAGAUUAUGCUUUUGAAGUCGAGAAAACACUUGAGCGAUUGGCAAGUAGAAAUUCGUCGUACGUCACCAUCUUCAUUUUGGAUUGUUGUCGCCAAUAUUGGCCAAAAAAGGCAGCAAAAACAAAAGGCGAUAUGGGAAGAGGUCUCCAUAUGAUUGAUCCACCAGCUGGCACGUUUGUUCAGUUUGCUUGUGCUGCCAAUCAAACAGCUAGUGACGGUUUGGAAACAGAUCGAAACGGCGUAGCAGCCGAUGUUUUUCAGGAAAGUAAUCGUAAGCAGAAGCCAUUAGGCAUGAAUGGACUAUUACGACGUGGACACAUCUAUUUAAACGAAGUAACGAGUAUUGAUCAAGAAUCAAAAGCAACAACAAAUCGAGGUUCUUCAACCAUUGGAUACAAUAAAAAGAAACUUGAUCGACUAGAUAUAUCGGCACCAAUUCGAUCUACAUUGGUUCAUGUUAAUCAUGUUGGUACCAAAGAUUGUUUUUUUAAUAAUGAUGCAACAUACCAAAAAUUUGGAAAAUUACUAACUAGCAUGAAUCUAUCAGCAGAAAAUAAAUUAUAUACUCGAGAACUUGUAAAUACAGAUGACGGUUUACAUAAAGUUUUAGCGAAACCAGCAGCAUCUGUGGAUGAUGUUAAUAAUCAAGAACAACAACAACAACAACAACAAAAAAUUUCAAGUAGUUCACCAGAAAUUCAUUCACGUAGUUAUCGAAGCUUAGGUCAAAAUGAUGGUGCUCGUGCUCCACAUCGGCAAGCAUCUGCUGAGUUACCGGCUCAUAAUCCACCGAAUGGCAGUCGUUCUCAAUCAUUUCAAGGGACAUUUAAUCCAUCUAUUGGUCGUAAUCCACAACCAACUCCUACUAUUCUACCAAAACCAAGUAAUCGUGUAUCUCGUAAUACACAUGCGGUAGCACAAGCUCCACCGACUUCUUCACCACCGAUUCAACGAUCAUCGUAA
This is a messenger RNA of Rotaria sordida, 1293 nucleotides long. The record is from the annotation of a GenBank genome assembly. Lineage: Eukaryota; Metazoa; Rotifera; Eurotatoria; Philodinida; Philodinidae.